Messenger RNA from Plasmodium gallinaceum, 3876 nucleotides. RefSeq names its product conserved Plasmodium protein, unknown function. The record is from RefSeq and is a predicted model, not a curated record. NCBI's taxonomy places the organism in Eukaryota, Apicomplexa, Aconoidasida, Haemosporida, Plasmodiidae.
AUGAUACCGUUAUGUAAACAAGUAGGAGUAAAAAAUGAUAUUUUUUGCAUUAUUUCAUUUUAUGAAGAUAUUAUAAAUGAAAUGAAAUUUUCAUAUAAUCAUUUGUUUGAUACAUUUGUUAUAUUAAAAAAUAAAAUAAACGAUAUAGAAAAUUUUAUAGAAAUAUAUAAAAUAGAAAAUAAUUAUUUAGUUAAAGAAAAUUAUGAAUUAAAAAAAGGACUUGAAAAAAAAAAUAAUUUUAAUAAUACAGAUAUAUUAAAUAAUAUAUUAUGCAAUGAAUUAGAUAAUUCUAUUUAUAAAAAACAUCACGAAAAUAAUAUAAUUACGAAAAAUGAAGAAAGAAAAUAUAAUUUAAAUACUUAUUCAUCAACCAAAAAUAAUGAAACAAACAAAGAUAUUUUAUUUUUAGAUAAUUUUAAAUUAACAAAAUUUGCAAAUAAAUGUAAUGAUGAAAAUUAUGAAAUUAAAAAUUUUCAACAAAAUUUGAAAAAUUUCUCUAAAUUAAAAAAUUCAUUUGAGAAUAUAAUAAACUGCACUAGUGAAAAUAUAAACAUUACAGAUAUUAUGAAAUUAAAUGAACAUAAAUUUGAGAAGAAAAAUUUGAAGUUAAAAGAUAAUUUACAAUUAAGUAUUUCAAAACAUGAUAAUAAUUCAAAAGAAGAUGAAAAAUCAGAAGAAGAUAAAUAUUCAAAAGAAGAUGAUAAUUUAGAACAAGAUAAAAAUUCAAAAGAAGAUGACAAUUUAGAACAAGAUAAUAAUUCAUAUAUAGAUGAAAAAUCAGAACAAGAUAAAAAUUCAAAAGAAGAUGACAAUUUAGAACAAGAUAAUAAUUCAUAUAUAGAUGAAAAAUUAGAACAAGAUAAUAAUUCAAGAGAAGAUAACAAUUUAGAACAGGAUAAUAAUUCAUAUAUAGAUGAAAAAUUAGAACAAGAUAAAAAUUCAAAAGAAGAUGAAAAAUCAGAACAAGAUAAUAAAUUCAAGAGAAGAAAUUUAGAACAAGAUAAUAAUUCAUAUAUAGAUGACAAUUUAGAACAAGAUAAAAAUUCAAAAGAAGAUGAAAAAUCAGACCAAGAUAAAAAUUCAAAAGAAGAUGACAAUUUAGAACAAGAUAAUAAUUCAUAUAUAGAUGACAAUUUAGAACAAGAUAAAAAUUCAAAAGAAGAUGAAAAAUCAGACCAAGAUAAUAAUUCAAGAGAAGAUGACAAUUUAGAACAAGAUAAUAAUUCAUAUAUAGAUGACAAUUUAGACCAAGAUAAAAAUUCAAAAGAAGAUGAAAAAUCAGACCAAGAUAAAAAUUCAAAAGAAGAUGACAAUUUAGAACAAGAUAAUAAUUCAUAUAUAGAUGACAAUUUAGAACAAGAUAAAAAUUCAAGAGAAGAUAACAAUUUAGAACAAGAUAAUAAUUCAAAAGAAGAUGAAAAAUCAGAACAAGAUAAUAAUUCAAAAGAAGAUGACAAUUUAGAACAAGAUAAUAAUUCAAGAGAAGAUGACAAUUUAGAACAAGAUAAUAAUUCAAAAGAAGAUGACAAUUUAGAACAAGAUAAUAAUUCAAGAGAAGAUGACAAUUUAGAACAAGAUAAAAAUUUAAAAGAAGACGAAAAAUUAGAACAAGAUAAAAAUUCAAAAGAAGAUGACAAUUUAGGAAAUUAUGAUCAAAUUCUUUUAGAUAAAAAAAAAAAAUAUGACAAAAAAAAAUUUAAAAAAGAGUUAAUAAUUAACAAAAGUGAUAUGAAUUAUGAAUAUUCAUCUUCAGAAAAUUUUGAUGAACUUGAUUUUUCUGAUAAUUCUAUGAAUUCUACUAAAAUUGAUGUUCUAAGAUUAUCUCAAGAAAAUAAAACAUUAUCUGAAAUUUUAAGCAAAAAAAAAAAGGAUUACGAAAAUAUUAUAUUAAAUAAUUUUAAAAAUAUAGAUUUAUACAAUAUUCAAAAUGAUUCAGUAUUUUUUAAUAGCCCAUAUGUACAAAAUGAAAAGGAUAGCUUAAAUGGUAACAAAGAUUUUAAAUGUGUUUCAUUUAUCCCCGAUAAGAGAAGAGAUUAUUUAAAUAAAAAUACAAAAAUAUAUAAUGAACAAAUGAAAAAUUCAAAUUUAAUAUAUGGAAAGAUAAAAAAAUCCCCUUAUAUUUCUAAAAAAUAUCGAAAAAAAUGUCAUAUAAUAAAUUCUAUUUAUAAUCAGAUGAAUUAUAUGCCAUGUAGAAAUAAUAUGAACAGUAACAAUUAUUUAUAUGAGAAAAAUGUGAACAUUUUAAAUAAAAAAAAUAAAUUGUAUAAUGAAACAAAAAAUCAAAACAAUUUCUUGAAUGAUAAGAUUAAUUUGGAAAGUUUUAAUCACAUAAAUGAUGUAUAUAAUGGUAAUAUGAUAAAUUAUAACAAUCAUUUAAUUAACGACGUAAAAGAUACAUAUAAUUUAAUUAAUAUAAAAAAUGAAGAGUUAAAUGGUGAAUUAUUAACACAGAAAAUCAAAAGUAAUUCUAGAUUUCCCUAUAUUUUUUUAUCAAAAAACAAUUAUGAAGAUCUUAAUUUACAUGGUUUAAAUAAUAAAAAUAAUUUUUACAAAUGGAGUAAAAAUUUGAAUUGUUAUAUGAACUCUAAUGAUAACAAUACAUAUUAUAUGGACAACCAUUUAUCUUACGAAAAUGUGAAUGAUAACGAAACGAAUAUACAAGAAAGUAUUUCAUCAAUCGAAGAAAAAUUGCGUAAUAUCAAUGAUAGUAGUGAAACAUUAAGGAAUAAUAACAUGAACGUUUAUAAUAGAAUAAAGUACAACAAAGAUAAUAUAAACAUUUAUAAUGAUAAUAUAUUAGGAAAAAACUUAUCACAUGAUUAUAUAACUAAAAAAAAGUCAUAUAUUUUAGAUAAACAUUUAAUGAACAUAUUUGCUCAAAAUAAAAAUAAUUACAAAUUAAAUUCAUUUUCAUCAGACAUCUUGUCAUCCAACACUAUCCCUUUUAAUAUUAUUCAAAAACAUAAAGUUAGUUGUCUUGAUAAAGUAAAAGGAAAACUUAAUUCUAAUUCUAGUAAUUACAGUAAUCAUGAGCUUCAUAAUUUAUACAAAGUCGUAAAUUAUAAAAAUAUAAUGAAUAAUACUUUAUCUUCAAAUUACAUAGAUAUUGACAUUAAUCCAUUUUUAUUACCAUAUAAUAGAUUGAAUAAUUCACUUGAUGAAAUAAAACAAAUUAAUAAAAUCAAAAAAAAAAAAAAAAAAAAAAAAAGAAAAACUGUUAUUAAUAUAGAAAAUAUCGACAACAGUUGUAAUGAUAAUUUAGUUAACAGUGAUAAAUACAAUAGUGUUAUUAUGAACAACACAGACAAUAAUAUCAAUGAAAAUACUAGUGAUAUUAUGGAAAAUAUUAAUUUAUGUAAAAGAUAUGUUAUGAAAAACCCGAGUAACACAAUAAAUGAGAAAAAUAAUGAUAAUUUAAGUUUUAAAAAUGAUAAAAUUUGCAAAUUACAAAAACAAUUAAAAAAAAGUAAAGUUCAAGGAGAUAUAAAAAGAAAGAGAAUAAAAAAUAUUAUUCAGAAAAAUAACAUUACGGAAGAAAAAAUAAAAAAAAAUAAAAAAAAAUCAUCAAAUUUUAUUAUUAAUAAUAAAAAACAUAAUAUAUUAAAUAAACAAAAAUAUUAUGAAAAAAGUGCUGAUUCAUUUUUAGACAAUAUAGAUGGCUUACAUGUAUCUGAUGAUUUAUCAUAUCCAAUGAAGAAGAUAAGAAAUGAUGUAUAUAAUUUAGAAAAUAUGCAUAUAAAAAAGUAUGAACUUAGAAGAAAACGAAAAAUUAAAUAUGUAUUACCUUCAUUAAAUAAAAAAUUAAGAAGGGAUAGUUCAAGGCAAAUAUUUGAUCCUUUUUUGUAUAAUAAAACAUGGAAAAUAAAAAAAAUGUAA